CUUUAUUUCUUUCUGUGUUUACCUUAUAUAUUGUUUGUUUGUUUGUUUGUUUUACAAUGGACAUGUUAUCCAAUCGAAAACGACCGGUAGAAUCAGAUGGUGAAGAAGAAAGUGUGAACAAGAAGCCAUUGGUGGAUAAUUCUAUUGAUAAUUCUAUUGAUAAUUCUAUUGAUAAUUCUAUUGAAACUACUGCGACUGAAUAUACACCUGAUGAUACAUUGACAACAACCAAGGAUCAAGUCAAUACGGAUACACUACAUCAACAACAGCAACAACAACAAGAAGAAGAAGUUAAUGAUGAAAAUGCUUCUAAUCAAGAAACUGCUUUGGAAGAAACUAUUAUUCCUUUUGAUCGACUAGUGUUGCUUCAUGUGGAAGUCACUUGUGAUGAAAAUCCAACCAAUCCAGCUGCUGUUCAAGUGACAAAGGAAAAUGCAGAAAUCAUUCAAAUAUCGUUUGCCAUUGUAAAGUCCUCCAACAUGGAAAUCCUAAGUCAACAAACUAUUUAUGUCAAACCUGAACGAACUCCCCUUACUCAGUUCUGUACUCAAGUCAGUGGUGUGACCUCGGAUAUGAUAUCUAAUGCAGGAACUUUGAAAGAAGCCAUCGACAUAUUGGGUCAAACCAUUCAAAACGAUAUUGUGAACAAUCAACUUGAUUUUUGUUUUGUGACUCAUGGUGGUUGGAUACUACGAAUUCAAUUAUCCCGUGAAGCAAGAGACAAAAAGCUGGAUUUACCUGACUACUUGGCAAAACCCUGUAUGUUUGAUCUCAAGCAAGAAAUUCAACGUUGGCAAGUUCAUCAUGCUGAAGUCCAAUUACGUACCACUUCUAUUAGAGAAUUAUGUGAUAUCUUCCAAAUACCUUUGAUUUCAAAACAGAACGACAAGGAAAAAGAAACGGAUGACAACAAAUCUAUCCAAGAUGCUGAUAUUGAUAUUUUACCAACAACUGCCAGCAUUAUACGUUAUCUCACCAAGUUCCGUCACAAUGAUGUAUUUGUUCAUCCUAUUGAUACAGCAGCUGAUUUACAACAAUUUGAAAAAGAACAGUCUAAAGUGGUACAUCUGGCUGGCCUUCCAUACGAAGUGACUCAAGGUGAAUUAGAAGCAUGGUUUUCUUCCAAUGGUCUUCGGCCAUCAACAAUGUGGAUGAUGCAAGCAACCGAACAAACCAAACCAAGUCUCUCUGGAUUCAUCAUUUUUUCACAACAUGAUGAUGCUGUUCGUGCCUUGUUAUUGAAUGGUCGAUGUCUCAGUGAUCGUGUGAUUGAAGUCUCUGCCAGUAGUGAACGUGUAGUUGAAGCUGCUUAUUCUAUGCUCUCUCCAUUCCCUCUUCAAUCCAAAACUCGUCAAGUCCGUCCUGGUGAUUGGAAUUGUCCCAACUGUUCAUUCCAUAAUUUCGCUUCUCGUCGGCAUUGUUUCAAAUGCAAUGCUGAAAAUAACAACAAUGUGAUCACCACUCCUUCUGGUCCUGCAACAUCUUCUUCUUCUUCUUCUUUCUCUUAUCCACCUGGUAGUGGACAUCAUCCUCCUGGUGGUCAUCCUGCAGGUGCUCCUUUCACUCCUGGCGAUUGGAUAUGUCCAAAUACAAAAUGUAACUUCCGCAACUAUUCUUCUCGUACCCAAUGUCUCAAGUGUAUGACAUAUCGUCAUGGUGGAUCGAUUCCUCCCUCUGGUCCUCCUUAUAGUCCUCAUCAUCAUCAUCAGCAUCAUCAUAUUCCUCGUCCUCAUCAUCCUGCUAGUUUCCGUCCUGGUGAUUGGUAUUGUCCUAAUCCUGCAUGUGGUUUCCAAAACUUUGCUUCUCGUAUGUCUUGUUAUCGUUGUCAUACUCCCAAUCCUAAUCCUGCUCCUCCUGCCCCUCCUCCUCAACAACAACAAUCAUAUGGUGGUGGUCCUGGAGUUCCUCCUUCAUCUACUGCUCCUGUUGGACAUGGUAGUUACGGCUAUGAUCAUUCGACGAAUUCUCCUUAUACUGGUAAUACAUAUGGAUCUAGUUAUGGUGGUCCUCCUGUAAAUACAAUGGCUCCUGGUACUGGUGGACAUGGUUUCCGAGCUGGUGAUUGGUAUUGUCCUAAUUGUAAUUCUCAUAAUUUUGCUUCUCGAUUCCAAUGUUUAAAAUGUCAUACAGCAAAACCAUAUAAUCCUUCUCAACCAAAUCCUACUCCUGUGUAUGGUGGACCUGGUGGUUAUCGUGGACCCCCUCCAAUGAAGAAUGGUGAUUGGGUAUGUCGAAACAAUGGUUGUGGAUUUCAUAGUAAGUUGGUAUAUUCAUCAGUUGGAAAAAAAAAGGGAUGACAUUUUAAUUAUUAUUAUUAUUAUUUUGUCUAUAGAUUUUGCAAAACGAACUUACUGUGGCAAAUGCAAUGCUCCCAAUCCAGAACCUAACACUUUUGUAGCGGACUAUUGAUGGAUGGCAUGGUGUGAUUGAUGGUGGGAU
Molecule: messenger RNA, 2439 nt
Organism: Halteromyces radiatus
Lineage: Eukaryota; Fungi; Mucoromycota; Mucoromycetes; Mucorales; Cunninghamellaceae
Exons: 5
Coding region: 57-2297 (746 amino acids)
Molecular function (GO): 3'-5'-RNA exonuclease activity; RNA binding
Source: RefSeq, a predicted model, not a curated record